This is a messenger RNA of Dentiscutata heterogama, 273 nucleotides long. Lineage: Eukaryota; Fungi; Glomeromycota; Glomeromycetes; Diversisporales; Gigasporaceae. The record is from the annotation of a GenBank genome assembly.
ACAUUGCCGCAUUAUCUUUUCCAACUGCCAUUUCAAUUCUAUGGAUGCUUAAUAAAACUCCACCGGUUUGGUUUCUUACUAUAACUGUCCUUUUAGUUGAACUCAAAUUUUUAUUUUAUCUUCUUUUAGGAAUUAUAGUUUUUGCUUUCGCACACUCUUUACAUAUCUUGUUAAGACCUACUACUGAUUUUUCUUAUGAUCAACCAAGUUAUACUGAUGAUGUUAAUAAUCCUUGGAAUCUUGCUACAAGAUAUCAAUCUAUCUUACCUAAUG